UCUCUACUCUCACAAAUCCAAAAGAUAUUCGAGUAUAAUAUACUACUAAUACAAUCAAUCUUAAACAUGACAGCACCGGAUGGGGCAUUGGUCACUCACAUUCCUGGCUUCAAUGGCACUAUCCCUUCAAACCAUUAUGCUGGUUAUGUGACCAUAGACGAAACCACUGGGAAGAAAUUGUUUUACUACUUUGUUGAGUCGCAAAGAAGGCCAUCAGAGGAUCCGUUGGUUCUGUGGCUCAACGGCGGCCCCGGCUGCUCCAGCUUCGAUGGCUUCGUCUACGAGCAUGGGCCUUUCAAUUUUGAGCUUGGGAAGACAGGUGAUAGCCUUCCCAUUUUGCAUAUCAACCCUUAUAGCUGGUCCAAGGUUACAAAUAUUAUAUAUUUGGAUUCUCCUUCUGGUGUUGGAUUGUCCUAUUCAGGGAAUGAAACUGAUUACAUAACCGGGGACCUAAAGACUGCUUCUGAUUCUCACACCUUUCUUCUCAAGUGGUUUGAGCUAUACAAGGAAUUCCUUCCCAAUCCAUUUUAUAUAGCUGGAGAAUCUUAUGCUGGAGUAUAUGUACCAACUCUGGCUUCUGAAGUAGUAAAAGGUAUUGAUGCUCGCCUAAGUCCGAUUUUAAACUUUAAGGGUUACAUGGUGGGAAAUGGAGUGGCGGAUGAGGAGUUUGACGGUAACGCCCUUCUGCCAUUUGCGCACGGGAUGGGCCUAAUCUCAGAUGCAUUAUAUGAGGAAGUUGUAGCUGAAUGCCAGGGAGUCUAUUAUGAAUCGAACCGUAGCACUUGUGCGACCAAGCUAGCAGAAGUUGACACGAACAUUGCAGAUUUAAACAUGUAUGACAUUCUAGAGCCAUGCUACCAUUCCAAAGGACCUAGCAGCAGGAUCAUGACUUUAGAUUCAAAGCUACCAUUGAGCUUCCGCAAGCUUGGAGAGACUGAUAAGCCUCUUCCAGUGAGAAAAAGAAUGUUUGGGCGCGCGUGGCCCCUCAGAGCUCCUGUGAGAGAUGGAAUUGUCCCAACUUGGCCUCAGCUUCUCCGAAGUGAGAGUGUCCCGUGUGUGGAUGAUAGAGCCGCCACUUCAUGGCUGAACAAUGCAGAAGUAAGGAAAGCAAUUCAUGCAGAACAAGAAAAUGUCACUGGCACGUUUGACAUAUGUACGGAUAAGAUUACUUUUUUUCAUGACGCUGGAAGCAUGAUCCCGUUUCAUAAAAAUCUAACUUCUCGGGGUUAUCGGGCACUUGUAUACAGUGGUGAUCAUGAUAUGUGUGUACCAUUUACUGGGAGUGAGGCAUGGACAAGGUCGAUUGGAUAUAAGACCGUUGAUGAUUGGAGGCCAUGGAUUGUGAAUGAGCAAGUUGCAGGGUAUGUGCAGGGUUAUGACCAUAACCUCACCUUUCUCACCGUUAAGGGAGCAGGACACACUGUCCCAGAGUACAAACCACAAGAAGCCUUAGCAUUUUAUACCCGUUGGCUGGAGGGCAACACCAUUUGAAGCAUCAAAUACCACUAAUACUACACAAAUAAGAAAUCUUUCAUCCUCUAUUCUUAUUUUUAAGGGGACUCCCACAAUAUAUAGUUGUACACUUUUUUGUUUUAUUUUUGUAUUUCUGCUAAUUUUAAAUAUAAUCAUGCAGUGAAACAAUCAUAGAGUCAUAUAGAACCUUCGCAAAUCCAUGGAAGAAAUUCGUCAAGUUUUG
Molecule: messenger RNA, 1696 nt
Organism: Cuscuta campestris
Lineage: Eukaryota; Viridiplantae; Streptophyta; Magnoliopsida; Solanales; Convolvulaceae
Source: the annotation of a GenBank genome assembly